Molecule: messenger RNA, 1508 nt
Organism: Leptomonas pyrrhocoris
Lineage: Eukaryota; Euglenozoa; Kinetoplastea; Trypanosomatida; Trypanosomatidae
Exons: 1
Coding region: 21-1508 (495 amino acids)
Biological process (GO): reciprocal meiotic recombination; DNA recombinase assembly; chromosome organization involved in meiotic cell cycle
Cellular component (GO): condensed nuclear chromosome
Molecular function (GO): DNA strand exchange activity; double-stranded DNA binding; ATP-dependent activity, acting on DNA
Source: RefSeq, a predicted model, not a curated record
AGCGAACAUAAGCAGCAUACAUGAGCGCCCCUCCGUUGUAUGCCCUGCGAGGUGCAACCCGCGCUCCUCCUCUUCACGGCGAUGUCUCCACCUUCACCUCGGCGGCACACGGUGGUUCGCUGCCACACGACGCCGCCCUCCUCACCGUGCCAGACGCGCAGCUGUGCGGCCUCUUUCGGGUCUCUCUCAGCACCGUGUGGCGAUGGAGAGCUGAGGUGAGUCGCCGCUGUAGCCCUCUCUUCCGGGAUGCGAAGCGUCGUGCCGUCGACACUGGCGAUGGCAAUUCGAGCGAAAGAACGCAGCCACCGGGCGGGGAGCACCCUUCGGCCAUCGUACAAGAUAAGAGGUGCACAGCCUCGCUUCCCACCGGCCUCGCCACCCUCGACGCUGCGCUGCUCGGUGGUCUGCGGAGGGGGUGGAUUACGGAGCUGACGGGUCUGGCAAACAGCGGCAAGACGACGUUGGCGGCGGCGUGGUGCCGUCAUUGCGUCAGCGAGGCAGCGCACGCCUCUGCUGGCAUAUACGAUUGUGUGUGGCUGCAGUCGCACUCCACCGUCGAAGCAGCAGUGCUGUCCAUCGCCGCUGACGUAAAGGCCUCACCACGCCGUGCGAACACAUCGAUGGAAGCACGAGAGAACGGCUUACAAGAUGCGGUGCACGUGGCGUGUCUACCCGAUCUGGACGCUCUCCAGGAUCUCCUGCAGCUGUGGUUAGACGACGCUUCGUCGCUGCGGACGGUGGGGCUCGUGGUGCUCGACAGCAUCACCGAGCUCGCGCGUAGAAGCUUCAGCUACUCGGCGCAGGAUGCGCUGCACCGGCACGACACACUGGCCAGCGUUAUGCAGACGUUGAAGCGAGUUGCAGAGGAUCGACAAGUCGCGGUGUUGGUGCUGUCUCAGCAGCACGCGCUGCGCUCCUCGCCUUUCUGCGAUGGUGGCUACAGCAACGACGAUGAGCUUCAGGGAUUUGGCGGCGACGCACCCAGCAAGGGCAGCUCCUCUGCGUCUUCUCCUUUGGGUUCCAACGGCAAAGUUUGGUCGACGUACGGAAUCGAAAGCGACUCGCCCAGCAGCCCCGAUGUGGGAAAGCUAGGCCGACUGUUCUUUCACAGCGUCAACGUGCGUCUGCAGCUUCGGGCGGUGCACCGUGCCGGCACGAACGCCGUCACCUUCGACGCGUCUACGCUUUCCUUUUCCACCAAAGCCGGCGGGGCGUGUUGGCAGCUGGAGGUGUUGAAGUGUCCGCUGUGUGCUCCUCUCGCGGUGACGCUUCAGCUCAGCGUCUGCAACGGUCACGCUCGAGCAGCGGAAGAGAAUAUGCAAAAAGAAGAAGAUGAUGAUGAUGCUGCUGAUGAUGUAAGCCGUGCGUCGCCUCUCUCGGUGGUGGAAGUGGCAGGGCAGCACGCAAUGGAGUCGCUGAGCCGGGAUGAAGAGGCAGGCGGUGAGCUGCUCUACGCUGCUGUGGACCCGUCGGACUACACCGCAGUUCCGGCCUUUCUGUACUUUUGA